CACAAACUGACACAUACUGAUAUGUGUGUUAGUUUUUAUAUCUAUUCAUGCCGGGCGUGAGUGUGGAGAAGCGUAACAACACGGAUCGCUUGUUUCCGUCUGAAAGUGCCGAGACACCCGGAAGGGUGGUACCUGUCCUGUGUGUUAGUUCUGCAAACAACGCGAUCCCCACAAUGUGUUUCAUUCCCAUGAGUCGCCGCUUCAUGGUGCAUUUCAUGCAUUUUCCAACAGUGUGAAAUUUCUGGUAUUAUUUCCCAAGUCUUGGGGGUUUAUUCGGAGGUCUUUUGACGACUGAGACCCACACACAUGCAUGUCAGCAACACGUAAUCGCCGAUGGUCUCCAGCUGCUGUGAAGAAGUUUCGGAUCGAGUAGCCCGCUGAACUCGGAGCGCGAGGACCUCCCUGGUGUUGUUGUGAAGAUAAGGAGACACCCGGGAAAAGGGGCACCAGUCCUUCGACAUCGCUCUCCACACUGGCAACCAUCCAGCUCUAGCAUACCUGUCAGCUCUACUGGCCCCCCCCCCUUCCGAGCCUGGCAGCUGCCAUCCCCCCAGUCCUCCACCAUGAGCAUCCAGCCGCGGCGGAUCCGGCUGAAGCCCUGGCUGUUGGCCCAGGUGAACGGAGGGCGCUACCCGGGCCUGAACUGGCUCAACCAGGAGCGGCUGUUCCAGAUACCCUGGAGACAUGCCACACGCCACCUGCCCAUGUCGGAGGAGGAGAACACCAUCUUCAAGGCCUGGGCCUUGGAGACAGGCAAAUACCAGGAGGGAGUGGAUGAGCCCGACCCGGCCAAGUGGAAGGCUAACCUGCGCUGCGCCCUCAACAAGAGCCGCGAGUUCAAACUAAUGUACGACGGGACCAAGGAGAACCCUGUGAAGCCCUACAAAAUCUACGAGGUGUGCGACCAGCCCGGGAACGGAGAUGCUGUGGAUGAAGACGACGAGGAGAUGCCGAAUCUUGACGAUCUCACUAUCGACCCCAGGCCCAGCGACGUGUCCGCCUUCCUCAACUACCACAGGGGUGAGGUGGAGAUGGUCAACUUCACCCCUGCUCUCGGCGGCCCCUUCGGUUCCCCCCGGGUCAUCCCCAUGCCUCAGGUGGACGUCGUGCACGCCGUGCACGCCGGGCCCCUCGGGGGCCUGCCCAACGGGCUGGGGGGGCUGGUGGCCCCCGUGCACGUGGAGAUGCCCCCGAUGCCGCCCCCUGCUGUGGCCGCCGCGGCUCCCCUCCCAGGGCCCCUGGGGAUCGACGCCGGGGCCGUACCCAUGGACACUUGCUCCAUGCCGGGCAUGCAGACACAGAGAGAGGCCCAGGCUCAAGCCCAAGCCCAGGCCCAAGCCCAGGCCCAGGCCCAGGCCCAAGCCCAGGCCCAGGCCCAAGCCCAGGCCCAGGCCCAAGCCCAGGCCCAGGCCCAGGCCCAAGCCCAAGAACAGGCCCAGCACUGCAAGUUUGACUUGCUGAGCAGCCUCCCAUUGACCGACCUGGACCUGAAGUUCGAGUACCGCGGACGAACCGCCCGCUCCCAGACGGUCAGCAACCCCCAAGGCUGCCGGCUGUACUACGGCCACCUGGAGCCCACGCCGGGCCAGGUGGACCUGUUCGGCCCCGUCUCCCUGCAGCAGGUGCUGUUCCCCGGCACGGCCGACCUGCAGAACCAGAAGCAGAGGUUCUACACGGAGGCCCUGCUGGACGUCAUGGACCGCGGGCUGAUCCUGGAGAUCUGGGAGCAGGACAUCUACGCCGUGCGCCUCUGCCAGUGCAAGGUGUACUGGUCGGGGCCCGGUGUGUCGGAGCACGGGCCGCCCAACCCCAUGGAGCGGGAGAAGAAGAUCAAGGUGUUCAGCCUCAACCAGUUCUUGGAAGGGCUGAUCAUGUUCCACAAGGGGGAUUCCCCGAACCCUCCCCCUUUCGAGGUCUACUUCUGCUUUGGUGAAGACUGGCCGGAUAGGAAACCGAAGGAGAAGAAGCUCAUUAUUGUUCAGGUGGUCCCCGUGGUGGCCAGGAUCCUGACGGAGAUGUUCUCCGGGGAGCUCAGCUGGUCCACGGACAGCAUCCGCUUGCAGAUCUCCAAUCCUGACGUCAAGGACCAGACGGUGGAGCAGUUCAAAGAGCUCCAGCGACUCCUCCAGAGCCAGCAUGCUCAGGGCCCUUGGGGGCCGCAUGUCCCUUGAGGAAAAAAGUAAUGACAGACCAGCAACCGUCCAAAAAAAGAACUACACUUCUUUGGAACUCUACAAGAGGAACUUAAAGUGUGCGUCGUCUGCUGGCCCCCAGAGACUAUAUUUGCGUGUUGGUCACAUUGACCACGUCCUCAGUCUUUUUAUAAAGGCCUUGAUCCGACACGUCUAACUCCUACAAUAUAUUGUGCAGCGUCGAGUUGUUUCAAUGGCCUACAUGCAAAGUCUGACGGUUCAAUGCCAGCACAUUUUUUGGUGUAAAGUAUUUAAAAAAUUGCCGUCACAGUAUUGUACCAUAUGGGGUUAGCGGAUGCCUCUGUUUGUGUGUAGUUGCCAUAAAAAUUAUUCGACUUGAAAAACUUCAGUCAUUCUGUGGAAAUAAAACUGGCUUUAGUAUGAACGAUUCAUUCAGUAAAAACUGUACUAAAUGCGUUAAAUAAAAAUGCAGGUUUUCCUUUAUACAUUAA
This is a messenger RNA of Gadus morhua (Atlantic cod), 2644 nucleotides long. It is a transcript of the gene irf5, whose product is annotated as interferon regulatory factor 5. NCBI's taxonomy places the organism in Eukaryota, Metazoa, Chordata, Actinopteri, Gadiformes, Gadidae. The record is from RefSeq and is a predicted model, not a curated record. The transcript is spliced from 9 exons. The coding region runs from base 564 to 2171 and encodes 535 amino acids. Gene Ontology annotation, cellular component: nucleus. Gene Ontology annotation, biological process: immune system process; regulation of transcription by RNA polymerase II. Gene Ontology annotation, molecular function: RNA polymerase II cis-regulatory region sequence-specific DNA binding; protein binding; DNA-binding transcription factor activity, RNA polymerase II-specific.